UCUCAUCUUUCUUUCUCCUUCAGAGCAUAACAAUGGCUUCCUUCUUCUCCAUGCCCACUACUGUGCCUCUCUCGCUGUCGCUCAUGCUCGCUUUUCUGCUUAUUCCGUCAUCUGAAGGCCGAGAUUACUUGGUCGGAGGCGCUGAGAAUGCUUGGACGCUGCCUCGUCCCUCUCCGGAUUACCUCAGUCACUGGGCCCAUAGGCGACACUUCAGAGUCGGCGAUGCUCUCUUAUGGAAAUACGAUCAUAAAACAGAGUCGGUGCUGGAAGUGAAAGAGGAAGAUUAUAAAAGCUGCAACGUAGCGAAUCCGAUAUCAAAAUACAAUGACGGAGAAACCAAGGUAGAGUUGAAACGCGGAGGUUCAUUCUACUUCAUUAGCGGGGCAGAUGGUCAUUGCCAGCAGGGCUUAAGGUUGGAUCUGGUGGUUCGCUCCGAUCAGCACGGGGGUCAUGGGUCGCCGUCGCCUUCUCCGUCUCCUGCAGCUGCACCUUCUCCAUCUCCGACACCGACACCUGCACCUGCACCGGCAAAGAAUGGCGCCGCCGCUUUAGGUAGUGCCGGAUUCCUUGGCCUUGUAAUGGGUAUGGGCGUUACAUUGGUUAUGAUGAUGAUCUGA
Molecule: messenger RNA, 617 nt
Organism: Prosopis cineraria
Lineage: Eukaryota; Viridiplantae; Streptophyta; Magnoliopsida; Fabales; Fabaceae
Product: early nodulin-55-2-like
Exons: 2
Coding region: 33-617 (194 amino acids)
Cellular component (GO): plasma membrane
Molecular function (GO): electron transfer activity
Source: RefSeq, a predicted model, not a curated record